Molecule: messenger RNA, 6487 nt
Organism: Dromaius novaehollandiae (emu)
Lineage: Eukaryota; Metazoa; Chordata; Aves; Casuariiformes; Dromaiidae
Gene: TNIK
Product: TRAF2 and NCK interacting kinase
Exons: 32
Coding region: 362-4432 (1356 amino acids)
Biological process (GO): protein phosphorylation
Molecular function (GO): protein kinase activity; ATP binding
Source: RefSeq, a predicted model, not a curated record
CCGCCGCCGCCCCCGCCCCGCCGGCAGCCCGCGGCCGCCCCCCGCCGCGCUGACAGACAGCUCCGGCAGCGCGCCCCGGCCGGGGAGGCGGCGAUGCGCCGCCGCCGCCGCCAUCCCGGCGCAGCCCGCGGCGUGCCCUGCCCGCCGGCAGCCCGCGGCCGCCCCUAGCCGCCGCGCUGCCCGCUGCCGCGGCGGAGGCGGCGGCGGAGGAGGGGGGGCAGCGGCAGGGGCGGCUGCUGCGGCGGCCCCCCGCAUGAGGAGAGGCGUUAAAUAGCGCCGAGCCGAGCGCGCCGCGGCCGCGCACUGCCAGCUCGGUGGCGGCGCCGGGGCCGCUGCCGCCGCCGGCGCAGGAGGAGGAAACAUGGCGAGCGACUCCCCGGCGCGGAGCCUCGACGAGAUCGACCUCUCGGCGCUGCGGGAUCCUGCAGGAAUCUUUGAACUGGUGGAGCUUGUUGGCAAUGGUACCUAUGGGCAGGUUUAUAAGGGUCGUCAUGUUAAAACAGGACAGCUUGCUGCUAUUAAGGUUAUGGACGUCACCGGGGAUGAAGAGGAGGAGAUCAAACAAGAAAUUAACAUGCUGAAGAAAUAUUCUCAUCACCGAAAUAUCGCUACAUAUUAUGGUGCUUUUAUUAAAAAGAACCCACCGGGAAUGGAUGAUCAGCUCUGGCUGGUGAUGGAGUUUUGUGGCGCUGGCUCCGUCACCGACCUGAUCAAGAACACAAAAGGGAACACUUUGAAGGAGGAGUGGAUCGCCUACAUCUGCAGAGAGAUUUUACGGGGUUUGAGUCAUCUACACCAGCACAAAGUAAUUCAUCGAGACAUCAAGGGACAGAAUGUAUUGCUGACGGAAAACGCAGAAGUUAAACUAGUGGAUUUUGGUGUCAGUGCCCAGCUGGACAGAACAGUAGGCAGAAGAAAUACCUUCAUUGGGACUCCUUACUGGAUGGCCCCCGAGGUCAUUGCUUGCGAUGAAAAUCCUGAUGCCACUUAUGACUUUAAGAGUGACUUGUGGUCUUUGGGGAUAACAGCCAUCGAGAUGGCAGAAGGCGCUCCCCCUCUCUGUGACAUGCAUCCCAUGAGAGCCCUGUUCCUCAUUCCCCGCAACCCAGCCCCGAGGUUGAAAUCAAAGAAGUGGUCUAAAAAGUUUCAGUCCUUCAUUGAGAGCUGCCUAGUGAAGAACCACAGCCAGAGACCGACGACAGAGCAGCUGAUGAAGCAUCCCUUCAUUCGGGACCAGCCUAACGAAAGGCAGGUUCGCAUCCAGCUCAAGGACCAUAUCGACAGGACUAAGAAGAAGAGAGGCGAGAAAGAUGAGACAGAGUACGAGUACAGUGGAAGUGAAGAGGAGGAGGAGGAAAAUGACUCUGGAGAGCCCAGCUCCAUCCUGAACCUGCCCGGAGAGUCGACGCUGCGGCGGGAUUUCCUGAGGCUGCAGCUGGCGAACAAGGAGCGCUCGGAGGCCCUGCGACGGCAGCAGCUGGAGCAGCAGCAGCGCGAGAACGAGGAGCACAAGCGGCAGUUGCUGGCGGAGCGGCAGAAGCGAAUCGAGGAGCAGAAGGAGCAGAGGCGAAGGCUGGAGGAGCAACAGAGGCGAGAGAAGGAGAUGCGGAAGCAGCAGGAGCGAGAGCAGCGGCGGCACUACGAGGAGCAGAUGCGCAGGGAGGAGGAGCGGAGACGUGCCGAGCACGAGCAGGAGUACAUCAGGCGACAGUUAGAGGAGGAGCAGAGACAGUUAGAGAUCCUGCAGCAGCAGUUGUUGCAGGAGCAAGCGCUACUUCUGGAGUAUAAGCGCAAGCAGUUGGAGGAGCAGCGGCAAGCGGAGAGGCUGCAGCGGCAACUCCAGCAGGAGCGCGACUACCUGGUCUCCCUGCAGCAGCAGCAGCAGCAGCAGCGGCAGGACCAGAGGCCAGCGGAGAAGAAACCGCUCUACCAUUACAAGGAAGGGAUAAAUGCCAGCGAGAAGCCAGCAUGGGCCAAGGAGGUGGAGGAGCGCUCCCGACUCAACCGUCAGAGCUCGCCGGCGAUGCCUCACAAGGUGGCCAACAGGAUUUCUGACCCCAACCUGCCUCCUCGCUCCGAGUCCUUCAGCAUUAGCGGUGUGCAGCCCGCCCGGACCCCACCCCUGCUCAGACCCGUGGACCCGCAGAUUCCACAUCUGGUCACUGUGAAAUCCCAAGGAAGCUCCUUGUCUGGCUCUCAGUCCCUGCAUGAACAGCCCACCAAGGGGAUGGCUGGGUUUCAGGAGGCUCUGACGGUGGCCUCUCACCGCCCUGAGAUGCCAAGGCAGAACUCGGACCCCACCUCAGAAAACCCUCCUCUGCCCCCUCGCAUUGAAAAGUUUGACCGAAGUUCUUGGUUACGGCAGGAGGAAGACAUCCCGCCAAAGGUGCCUCAACGAACCACUUCCAUAUCCCCCGCUCUGGCGAGGAAGAACUCCCCGGGCAACGGCAGCGCACUGGGACCCCGGCUGGGAUCGCAGCCGAUUCGCGCAAGCAACCCGGACCUGAGGCGGACGGAGCCCAUCAUCGAGAGCCCGCUGCAGCGCACCAGCAGCGGCAGCUCCUCCAGCUCCAGCACGCCCAGCUCCCAGCCCAGCUCCCAGGGGGGCUCCCAGCCCGGCUCCCAGGCGGGCUCCAGCGAGCGCAAUAGAGUCAGAGGAAACGUCAAACCAGAAGGGUCACCUGUGCUCCCCCACGAGCCCGCGAAGAUAAAACAGGAAGACAACAGAGACGUGACGCGACCGAGCCGACCUGCUGAUCUGACAGCCUUAGCCAAAGAGUUGAGGGAGCUGCGCAUCGAGGAGACCAAUCGCCCUCUGAAGAAGGUGACCGACUACUCCUCCUCCAGCGAGGAGUCAGAGAGCAGCGAGGAGGAAGAGGAGGAUGGUGAAAAUGAGACGCACGAUGGGACUGUGCCCGUCAGCGACAUCCCGAGGCUGAUACCCACAGGAAUUCCUGGAAGCAAUGAGCCGUACAACCUGGGAAUGGUGACAACCCACAGUCUGGAGACAUCCCAUGCAGAUACGUUUAGCAAUAUUUCAAGGGAAGGGACUUUAAUGGUGAGGGAGACCUCUGGUGAAAAAAAGCGUUCAGGCCACGCAGCCAGCAAUGGCUUUGCAGGCCACAUCAAUCUGCCUGAUCUGGUGCAGCAGAGCCACUCGCCUGCAGGCACACCGACCGAGGCCCUGGGCCGAGGCUCCACGCAUGCGCAAGACAUGGACUCGGUGCCUGAAUAUGGUAUGGGAAGUAGCACCAAAGCCUCUUUCACGCCGUUUGUGGACACCAGAGUGUAUCAGACCUCACCUACUGAUGAAGAUGAAGAUGAAGAUGAAGAAUCGUCUGCUACUGCACUGUUUACCAGUGAACUGCUCAGACAAGAGCAGGCCAAGCUGAACGAAGCGCGGAAGAUCUCCGUGGUGAACGUGAACCCCACCAACAUCCGCCCCCACAGCGAUACCCCCGAGAUCCGGAAGUACAAGAAGCGCUUCAACUCGGAAAUACUCUGCGCUGCGCUGUGGGGUGUCAAUCUCCUGGUGGGCACAGAAAAUGGCCUGAUGCUACUGGAUCGAAGUGGACAAGGGAAGGUCUACAACCUGAUCAACAGACGACGAUUUCAGCAGAUGGACGUACUAGAGGGCCUUAACGUCCUCGUGACAAUAUCAGGAAAGAAGAACAAGCUGCGGGUGUACUAUCUCUCCUGGUUAAGAAACAGAAUUUUACACAACGACCCCGAAGUAGAGAAGAAGCAGGGCUGGAUCACGGUCGGAGACUUGGAGGGCUGCAUCCACUACAAAGUUGUGAAAUAUGAAAGAAUCAAGUUCUUGGUGAUUGCCUUAAAGAAUGCUGUAGAGAUAUAUGCUUGGGCUCCUAAACCAUAUCACAAGUUUAUGGCAUUUAAGUCUUUUGCAGAUCUCCAGCACAAACCGUUGCUUGUGGAUCUCACUGUAGAAGAGGGUCAGAGACUCAAGGUUAUCUUUGGAUCACACACUGGUUUCCAUGUGAUUGAUGUAGAUUCUGGGAACUCUUAUGAUAUCUAUAUACCAUCUCACAUUCAGGGCAAUAUUACUCCUCACGCCAUUGUCAUCCUGCCUAAAACAGACGGGAUGGAGAUGCUUGUGUGCUAUGAGGACGAAGGCGUAUAUGUGAACACCUAUGGGCGGAUAACUAAAGAUGUGGUGCUCCAGUGGGGAGAAAUGCCUACUUCUGUGGCCUACAUUCAUUCCAAUCAAAUCAUGGGCUGGGGAGAGAAAGCUAUUGAAAUCCGGUCAGUGGAGACAGGACAUUUGGAUGGAGUAUUUAUGCACAAGCGAGCUCAAAGGUUAAAGUUUCUAUGUGAAAGAAAUGAUAAGGUGUUUUUUGCGUCGGUGAGAUCCGGAGGAAGUAGCCAAGUGUUUUUCAUGACCCUCAACAGAAACUCCAUGAUGAACUGGUAACAGAAGAGCACGGGGCGCUUACCAUCAUGGCAUUAUUUCUAAUUUAAAGGACAUUGAACACGUGGACUAACGCCGCCGCCGUGGCAGAUGCGGGUGGACCACGCGCUCCCGCCCCAUCCCGCGCCGCCACCGCCAUCGCCCCGGGCAGAGGGGCCCGCGGGAGCGCGGCCCCGGCCAGCGUCCGCGCUCGGGCCUCGGGAAACCGGCCUCUCCGGGGCUCCUGAUUAAGCUGUGUUAUAGUGGGUUAUGAAUUUUUCUUUUUUUGUUUUUUAAUUUUACUUUUUUCUUUGUCCCCUGCUUUGUAAGAAUGGGGAAAGAAACCGUGUCGAAGAGUCUGUUUUUAAUUCUGUCUGCCUGCUAGCAUCAAAUAUUAUAGUAUGUUGUAAAGUUACCAAUUAAAUCUGGUGAGAGACAGCACAAUAAAUGUACCUUUUAUCUUUGUGAUGAAGGCCGUAACCGUAUAUAGCUGGGUAAUUUUAGGAAUCUUUUGCCUUCACCAACAUUUGCAUGUUGCUCUCGGCAGCAACAGCUGGACGGAUUUUUAACGGAGAGAGAAAUAAUAGGUGGGCUUUUUUUCCCCUCUUUUGGGAAAUGGAUUUUAAAUGGCUAAACUACUAGCCUUAGACUAAUAAAAGUCAGCUACCGUUCUUGUCAGUCUGUCAAUCCAUAUUUUUAUAUGGAUCUUCACGUGAGGGCGAGUCGCGGCGGUGCCGUUUGCGGCGGCCGCUGGCGGGUGAGGGUCCGGUGCGCUGGGGCAGGGGCCACACGGAGGGGGACGCUGUGGCCUCGUCGCCGCCGGCCAUCGUGCGCCACCGCCAUCGUGAGCUGCCCCGAGGUGGCCGCCGGGGCCCGGCGUCCCACACGGCACCGCGGCGGGGAGGCCCCUGUGCGAGCACCGGCCGGAGGCAGCGCCACGGGGCAAGCAAGCCACCAACCCGGCGCAGGAAGGCGCCUCGCCGGAUCGGGCUUGUAAAGAGCUUAAAGAAUAUAUAUAUAUAUGUGGUUUCUUUGGCCAAGGGUCUGAAUCUAUACUCGUUUCCUGCCCCCGCUCCCCUUCGCCCCCCGCGAAUUACCCAACAUACAGUGAAAAACGACAUCUGUGCCGAAAUGUGUAUGUAUUUAGUUCAGGUUGAAUUGUGUCCUUAUAAACUCUGCUCAAUUGAUUUAAAUUUUAAGUGCGUAUCUGGGAUUUUUCUUUUCUCAGUAGCUACAAGCAUGGCUGCCUGUGGUAUUAGGGUGUCGCAUAACAAGAUCUGUGUUGCUGGUUUUUAACCUACCUCGUUUUGUUCGUUUGUUUGUUUUUUCGUUUAGCUGUUUAUCACAGCACCGUUACCUCCAGCGACAUAUAGAGAGCUUAACUGGCAAUCUUGGUGUACUCAGCAACGAUGGCUUUAUUAAAAAAUAAUUUAAAAAAAUCAACAGUAGUUGGUCAACCUUGAAUCUUUUGUGAACCGCAAGAAAACGUUUGGCUGCUUGGUCUCUGGGCAGCCAGGCUGGCGCCGUGGUGACAGGUCCCCCUGCCCUGACUGGUGCCAGCCCGCCGCCAUCUUCUCCCUCCACCACCACCCGGCCGCCAUCUUCUCCCACCGCCACCCGGCCGCCAUCUUCUCCUGCCGCCACUGGCAUCCGCCUUUGUGAGGCCACAAGAUGGCGGCUCAGCUUCCCCCACGGGAUUGCCAUCAGCUCUUUAUAUUCUCACUGUGGUUACCUUAAAGCAGAGCUUGUUACUGAGUUUAUGUUGCAAACUGGUAACCCUUCUCUCCUUUUCUUUUUCUUUUCCCCCUGAAGUGACGAGUUCAGAAUACACAGCUUUAAAUGAUUUUUUUUUUUAAUUGUGGGGUUUUUGGGUACAGUUAUGGAAUAAAAGGGAGUCGUUGUGUUUAAACAUAAGGUAGUAUGUGAAUGUAUUUUUUAAAAACCAUGGAGUCGUUUGAAGCGAAAUCAUAAGAAACCAAUAUUAACGCAGUCUUGUUUACAGCGUAUGUACAUGAACAUAACAUAGAUCAAACGCAUUUCUGGUGCCAACUACAAUAAAACACAAAACUUCAACAUGAA